AUGGCGAAACGUAUCGGCAUGGGCGUUAGAUGGUCACAGUUGAGUAAACAUAUGCAGGGAAAAUUCGCUAAUGUUACAAAGGACCAGGUUGUGCAUUCUUCAAAUGUCAUCAAGACGGCAUUCAUAUUACCUACAGCGACUAUUUCGAGAAAUAUCUUAGAACGUUAUCCUGAAUAUCGACAGAUACACGAAGUAAAAGAUUUCAAGGAAUUGUUUGAUCCUCGGUUUUCGAUGGUAGAACUAGACAUGAAAAAAGACCAAUUAAGAGCUGGUUCACAGGUCAAGGUCAAAGUCCAUCUUUAUAACGGUUACAAUCAGUCCAUGACACGAGGAGGUGACCUGCUCAACAUCUGGCUUCGGGACGUGAAAGGGGAUUCAUAUGUUGCUGGUUACGUAGACGAUCACAUGAAUGGUACUUACACUGGUCACGUGAUGGCUUUUUGGGCAGGAAAUGUCACUAUAAAAGUAACAGUCACCAGCACAAAGGAGGGAAUCGGAUUGUAUACUAAUUAUGUACAUAAAUACGGUUCUUAUAAAUUUAUCAGCGGAACAUUUUCAAAAAACGACAAAUCUGAAAAGACUCUCUGUGCACCAACGAAUACUAGAUGGUUAGACAGAAAGUACAGGGGAUUGUGUAACCUAACAAAGGAAAACUACAAUAUUUCUUUAUUCUGUGGGAAGCCAGACGACAUUCCGUGUAGGAACUGGGUAACGUAUGGCUGGAACGAAUCACUGUUUUACGAUGGGUAUACAAAGAAAAUUCUAAGUCACAAGGACCUGCUUUUGAAACAGAUUCAAGUCAACAUUGCUCCAAGUUCUAACGGCCAUCUAGACUACCCAUUGCCUAAAACGCCAUGUAACGUUUUGCCUCGUGAAUUAACAUGGAACAGCACUGUACCAUCUGGAUUCACCUACAGAGGAAUUUAUUAUAACCUUAUAUGCCAACUUACAAUGAACCAAACCAAGCCGCAAUAUCGAGCAUGUCUUAAAGACCGACAAGUUAUUUCGAUUGGUGAUUCAACAACUAGACAAUGGUACUAUCGCCUUCUUUCCAUAUUAGGAUUUGAAAUCAAAGCUGAAAAUACUUUUAAUAAGUUUGUUCAAAUACAUAACAAAACACUGGGACUUGACCUUGAAUGGCAACCACACGAACUUCCCUUCCAUGGGGUACCGGGUUCAGACAGGAAGGUAAUUAAAUCGGUAGCUUUCAGAUUAGAUAAGAUACCAGCUAACAGCAAAGCCAUUGUAAUUAUCCACUGGUAUGCUCAUAUUGUCAGGUGUUGUGACCACAUAGCAUUACGGCAACACGUGCGCAAUGCAAAGGAAGCCAUUGUGAGGUUACUGGCGAGAUCCCCAGAUGUUAAAAUUUUUAUUAAAGGUCCUCACCUUGUUACAUAUUUCAAUGCCCGAAAGCCUUAUAAAUUCGUUGGUAUGUUCGUGGAACAGGUUUUGCUGGAAGAAUUCAGUGAUUUACUAGACAAACUUACUUACUUAGAUCAGUGGGACAUGUCGGUGGCUGCAGAAAACGUGAAUAUUCAUCCAGAAAAUACGAUGGUAAAUAUAUCACUGAACAACCUCAUGAAUUUUGCAUGUAACAUACCUUAG
Messenger RNA from Ylistrum balloti, 1605 nucleotides. Its product is annotated as NXPE family member 3-like. Lineage: Eukaryota; Metazoa; Mollusca; Bivalvia; Pectinida; Pectinidae. The record is from RefSeq and is a predicted model, not a curated record. The coding region runs from base 1 to 1605 and encodes 534 amino acids. The transcript has 4 exons.